Acanthosepion pharaonis is the source of this 615-nucleotide messenger RNA. The record is from the annotation of a GenBank genome assembly. NCBI's taxonomy places the organism in Eukaryota, Metazoa, Mollusca, Cephalopoda, Sepiida, Sepiidae.
AUGUGGACAAAUGUUGGUACCACCAAACCUUCGAUGAACAAGCCCACAAGUGCCACCCUCCCUGCAGAUGCAAUAAGACCCAGGGAAAUGAAUAGACUGACAGGCAGCGACGAUGAUCCCUGUCGUUACUCGCUCACACAGUCAUCUCUUUUACGUGUGGGACCCUAUCAGCGUGAUACCACCCACCAACAGAUCUGCCUUGAAACCCACCCCAUUCAACUUCGAGCGGCAAACGGCUCCACCAUAGAAACCUAUGGGAAUGAGGAACUUACCUUGAACAUCAACCUCAGGCACGACUUCAAGUGGUCAUUCACCAUAGCUGACAUCAGGACACCCUUGCUCGGUGCAGACUUCUUGGCACAUUACAACCUGGCUGUCCAUAUGAAGACACGGACCCUGUCCGACAACACGACAUCCAUCAAGAUCACAGGGAUCUCGUCGAGCCUCAACACAACUAGGAUCAGCGUGGCAACACAGCACGACCCACACUACGUAGAAAUCCUGCGCCGGUACAAGGACCUCACACAACCCAUUAAACCAACUGAUGCAGACGACCAUCAGACCCAACACCAUAUAGAGACCACUGGACAACCAGCAUAUUCAUGGCCACGAUGA